Sitodiplosis mosellana (orange wheat blossom midge) is the source of this 4405-nucleotide messenger RNA. RefSeq lists its product as uncharacterized. The coding region runs from base 2918 to 3967 and encodes 349 amino acids. Lineage: Eukaryota; Metazoa; Arthropoda; Insecta; Diptera; Cecidomyiidae. The record is from RefSeq and is a predicted model, not a curated record. The transcript has 10 exons.
UCGAACUUUAGUUUGCGAUCUUCAUUGGAGAGGAUCGCUUCGGUAUUCUGUGUAUCGUUUUGUUUCUUUCUUUUUUCCGAUAUAUUCACAUCGUGUGUAUGCAUCAUCGUUGUUGAGUGAAGAAAGAAUAUACGUAUAUUCGACGACCGCGAGAUUUUAUUUUUGUUCCGUUUUUUUUUGGUUCGUUGUAUGUUUAUAUGUGAACAAAUUGCAUUGCAUCGAAAAUUGUUCGUUUGUUCGUUUGUUCGUUUUGCAUUUCGUUUCGUAUAAUUUAAAUUUCGGUUAAGAUUGACUAGAAAACGAUUGGAGAGCGAGUGAAAGAGAGCGCGCACCACUAUUUAACUGACGACAAAACAAAGCCAAAGAAAUCAAUUGGUAUGUUAUCGGUUCGGAAUUUGUGUGCAUAGUGGUCUUCAUCGAUAGAGCUGUUUAUUUGCAAAUGAACGAAUUAACAAUCGUGAAAUAACAUGCGACCACACACUUUGUGAACAAUUUUUUUUUUCUCGCUACAUAAUUUUUUUUCCCCGUUGCGCUCGCUCUCAAAAUACACACAACAAGAGUUUGGCGAAUCAUUUGCAAGCUCACCACAAAUGACUCUUUGACCGAGACGAAAAUGAUACGAUUUCAGCAUAUAUAAUCUAAUAUGAAUAGAAUUUUUAUGAAAUACAAACCGACUGAAAAGGAAACACAACGAGAUAUAAGAAAAAAAAACCAAACAAAACAAAACGAAUCAAAUAAAGAAAAAGUUUCUAUGAAGUGUGUUUUAAACCGAGAUAUAAAAAAAAGUUGUGCAGUGUAAUUAGGAGAUGAAGCAGUACGAGUGGCUCAACGACAAUAAACUGCAACAUAAACUAUUUUGAUUUGGUUAAAUGACUUUUUGUUUACAAACAUCAACAGUGAACGCGCAUUCAUACCGUUUAGGAAUUAUCCAACAAACUUUUACCACUAUUAAAUUUCCAUUUGAAAUUAUACACGCCGUUAAGGUGCCCGAACCGAACGAGGAGAGAAAAAACCGUACCAACAACGGAGAAAACACAUGCAAAUUAACACCAUAUAUAUACAUUGUAAUAAAUGAAUGCAUUAACUGACUCUGUCGAUGCUUCGCGUGAAUGAAUCUAUAUACGAAAAAAGAGUGUCCCGUCACACACACAAUGUGAAAUUAAUCUUAUCAAAUAAUUAAAAGUGCUCUCGCACCAAGUGCCAAACAAAGCUACAUUUAUAAAUAUAAAAUUGCAUCCACGCGGCGACAAUAACUCGAAUUCGAUUUUUCGCAGAGAGAGAGAGAGAACAAGAGCAAGAGGGAAAAGAACCAUCGACCGUAUUAUCGUCACAUAUAAAUAUAUAUUAAUAAGGAUUAAAUGUAACCCGUUUUUAUUAUUCGUCUUCUUUUUCGCUUUCCUCUCUUGCUCGCGUUGAUAUUGUUUUAAAUUGCCAUUGCAGGCGCCAUCGAAUGUGAAUGACAACAGCGACAACCAGCGACGAAAAAAGAACGCGAGAUUUUUGUUUUUCCCAACUGUGGAAUGAAAAAUGAAAUUCACAAUGGUUUUUAAUCAAAGUGUUUUCAAUUGUUGUUAUUGUUCGGUCGUGAAUUUCCGUCGAUUUGUCUAGCGUGCGCGUGGUAGUAUUGGUUUUGUAGUGAAAUUAAAACGUCGCAUAAAAUUGCUGUGAUUAUUAACAAUUUAUGGCAACUGAUUUGAAAUGCAAAAUUCUAUGGUUUUUGCAAUGGAUUUUUCGGCGCCUAUGUGAAUCGAUCGACAGUGGCUGGACAAAAACACAAACGAUAUUUCAAAUGCCUUUGCCGUUGUGUACAUUCACACCAAUGGGAAUGGCUAUGUAAUUACCUAUCGAUGUUUAUGUAGAUAAUCCGACCAAAUCGUCUUUUUCCACAGGAAUAAAAAAGAAAGGUUUUACAACCGAAACAGCAGCAAAAACAACAUAAUUGAUAAUUUCAAUAACGGCGCUAUUGUGUGAAUGGUGUGCGCAUAUUGAAAGUGAGUCAUAACAAAUGAACGGAAAUUAGUCCCGGUCACAUUUUUGAUUUUCUGGGGCGACAAAAUUAGUGGGCUAUUCCAAUCGAUUCCUGACCACCCAUAUACACACAUAGCAUAAAGCAUAUGUGAAUGAAAUUGCCCACUCCAUAAAAUAACCAAGUGCAGUUCGCAAAGUGUGACAAAUAAAUGAACAUCAUAAUCGCAUUGAAUGAGUCAUAAUACUGCAGUUGAUACAUCUGCUUUACGCGCGCGCGCGCACGCUUUUGUUUGUGAUCAUGCCGAGAUAGAGGGAGAACGAGUGAAUUCGGUGACGUAAGGACACGAUUUACUCUAAAGUAAACACCAUAUCAAUACUUAAUUAAAAAUUUUACAAAACGAGAAGCUAUCGGUAUUUUUAUCGUCUUACGCGGUGGAAAAAAAACACUGUUUUCUUCUUCUUUUGCUGUGUGUGACAAACGUGAACGAACACAAUCCGGGCAAACGAAACCGAACGACAGAUGAAUUGAAGAGAAGAAGAAUACAACGACAACGACGACGACGACGAAGGAAAAGAAAAAAAAUGGAUGUGUUUUUAUAUUUAUAAUCUGGUAUUAUCGGUGCGGUAUUUGUCAAUUAUUUUAUCGUAAAUCCAUUUCGGGAAGCAAUAGCCACCAACACGCGGCCUCAAACAAAGAGAGCCCAACAAAAGACACAGCACACCGCGAGCGAAUACAGCAAAAUAAUAAUAGUUCUCAAUACCAACCCAACGACUCAAAUAGAUCUAUACAACACAAUAAUAAAAUCGAACAUGAAUAUUUAUGCAUUCAUUUAAAUUGGAUAAUGUCGUUUUAUUGUUCAACGACAACAUCAUUAACGGAUAAACUAUAUAGCUGAAAACUGCAUCGACGAACGCAGGCCUACCAUAUUUGACAUAAGGAAUAAGCAAAAUGUUCUCCAGAGUGCCAAUAAACCCUAGUUCAGACCUAACACCGACAGCCACAGUUCCAAACGUACCUUCAUUGGCAUCCACUACGAAUGCCGCCGUUACAUCCGAUGAUCAACAAGAAUGGUGGUCGAAUGCUAUUGAGGAGGAUUCAUUUUACUCGUCGUUACCAUUUGAUGCUAGCGAAAGCGGUUUAUGGAAUGGACGAUUUGUGCCGCCACCGCCAAGGCCACCCUUUUGGGAUGACACAGUCACACCGGAUGGCUUAACAACAUGUGAUUUAUGUACUUGGGCAUUACAGGAUCGAAACGCUUUUAGUAUUGAUGGUACAAUUAGUGAAGCAGCGGGAGAACUAGGAUGGACUUUUACGUUAAUUAUAGUAUCAAUAAUUUCAGCUCUUUUAGGUGCUAUCAUCAUGGUUAUAGUCCUUAGGUGUAAGCGAAUAAACAGCCCAAACACAAACGGUUCACGCAAAUUGCCCUGGUGGAGCCGCGUUAAUCGUUCCAAUAUGUCAGCGGACGCAGCACGAAAUAUAACAAUUAAGCAAACAGUAGAUAACAUACGGCCGGGUUCACAUGUGAACAGUAAUUCCGGUGUUUGGACGUGGUUGAGUACACGACGACCAUCGUCCAGUCCAAUCGAUCAGAUGGGCGCUUCAUCUGGUUCACCGGUCGAAAAUCACUAUACCCACAUGAUGGACGAUGCAUACAGUCCCGAACCAACCGAUGAGGCAUUAUACGCUGAACUAGAUCGUGAAUCCAUUCGUUCCGGCAAUCCAUCAUACCAAAAUACCGCUUAUAGUCAAUUCGAAGGCGAACAUGAUAUGCCAAUCGUUUCAUCGGCGCCUAGUUCAGCAUACUAUAGUGAUCUAUCGACGACGGGAAAUAAUGUCGGCUCUAUCGCCUGCUACGAAGUGGUAGGUAAUACCAUAGGAAUGACACAUCUCUCCGCUCCCAUGCCAAAUUGGGAUUGCUCCGAUACAAAUUCAAAUGGACGACGACCACCACGAUUGGCUGCAAUCAACGAAUCAAGUGUACCAUCGGAUUACGUAUAAGUGCCAGUGACUCCCCCAAGAUGACAAUGGUGCGAUGCAAUAUUUCUGUAACACAGUCCCCCCCCCCCCCCCAACACACGUUUACACAUAGAUUCUUUUCAUACAUAAACAAACACACAAAAACUCUUUUAGAUUGGAAACAAAAACAAACAAAACAAUGACAACAACGAUGACUACGACGAUAAAAACAAUAUAUGUACUCGAAUUCUUCGUUCAAUUCUAAUGAAUUUAAUCGACGAGCUUACUUACUUUAGAUAAUUUAUAAAAUAAGCAAAUAGACACCAAUAAGUUAAAGCGUUAAAAAAUAAACGAAGAAAAAAAAGAAGUAAAAAUGUGAUAAUGUUCAACAAGUUAGCGUAGCAUGGAACAUAAAACGAUCAAGAUCAAUGAUCUUGUAAAAUCCAAUAAAAUACAAUUAUUUUCCGAAGAAAAAAAAAA